AUGUCUGGCUACAAGUAUGACGACGAGGGCGGACAGUUCCUUACAUUUGUCCUAACCGGAGUGCUAGCGCUGCUGCUUCCAUUCACAUACCGUGUUCUUUUCUCGCGACCGAAAGAGGAUGCACAGGGAUGGAUCGACUGCAAAGGACACAAGACGCCAACGGCAAAGGCUCUGCUAAAGGUGUCGCCUUUGUACAAUGUUCUGUCUAUUCUGGUUUUGAUCAGUGGCUGGGCUACAGUACUGUACCUCUUUCGCAGCGUGGCGAAUGCUGCGGAGAAUUCGACGCACGUCAUGUACGAUCCGUUCGAGAUUCUAGGGAUUGCAGCUUCUGCUACCGAGCGCGAGAUUCGGCGCAGAUAUCGCCAGCUCAGUCUCCAGUUCCACCCCGACAAAAUGCACAGCAUUGUGAACCAGACCAAGGAAGAGAUCGAGUCGCAUUAUAUUGAGCUCACCAAGGCGUACAAAUCGCUCACUGACGAGACGACGCGCAAAAACUUUGAGCUCUACGGCCACCCCGACGGUCGCCAAGAGAUGUCGCUCGGGAUCGCUUUGCCUACAUGGCUUAUUGACAGUGAUAACAAUGCUUGGGUGCUUGCGCUCUACGCCAUCAUGCUUGGCGUCGGCCUUCCGCUGCUUGUCGCGCGUUGGUGGUACGGCUCGCGCUCCAGGACAAAAGAAGGUGUGUUGAACGCCACCGCCCUUGGCUUCUUUAGCAAGUUGAAGCCAUCGGCAACGCAGGAUGAUAUUCCCCUGCUUAUGGCACAGUCGGAAGAGCUCAUGGAAUUGGCGGCCAAGCUAGAGGCAAGCGACGACGCAGCCUACGCGGAAACCGAGGCGCAGGUAUGCAAGGCGUACAAAGAAAUGCGCGGUGUCGAAUUAAUUCCCGACCAUCUUUCGCGUGCUGCGCGCCGUGCCUUGGUCCUUUUCACCGCGUACAUGUACCGCAUUCCCUCGACAAACAAGCGCGUGGAGCGUGCCGAGUAUAAAAUUGGGCGCUGCGCUGUAAAAUUGCUCGCCAGUUUAAUGGCAAUGAGCAUUGCCCACGCGCAUCUUGCACAGACAAGCAUGCUUCGCGCCAUGCUCCCAUACGUCGUCCAGGCCGUUCCGCUUGGCGGCGGCGUUAUUUCCGAGCUUUUCCAGCUUCCGCACAUGACCAUUCCUCUUGCCAGGGCGCUUGUUGGCCAGGGCAGCAUUGCAGCCCAAGGUCUCCAAGGACUGUGGAAAAUGCGCGAUGCCGAUCGGCGCAGUGUACUUGUUGGAGACGGGCGUAUGUCGUCCGACGAGUACGAUGAAUGUAUGCGUGUGCUGGGCGAAUGGCCGCGGAUCGAGCUUGUCGACGUGUAUUUUACCGUGGUUGGCGAGGAGUCUGUACAAGCAGAUGCACUUAUGAAACUUGUUCUCAAGUACCGUCUUCUCCCUCUCAAACGCGACGGAUCCAUUUUGCGCGACGGCCGACGCCUCGACGCCAAAAACAAGUCGGACGACCAUGUGCGCUCCAGUGUCGACACGGAGGAAAAAGACAUGGAAGCUGCUGUCAAGGCGGGUAUGGUUCCGAUCGGCGUUGCCCACGCGCCAUACUUUGCCGAAGAGCACAAGCCACAUUGGCUCGUGCAGAUGGGCGAUCAUAAGCAGGACCAAUUAAUCAUUCCUCCGCACAAGUUCACCGAUAUCGGUGCAAACGAUGUGCGAAGUGUGAUGAUCAGUGUCAAGGCGCCGCCCGAGCCAGGCGUGUAUACAUUCAUGCUUGAGACGGAUUCUGACUCGUACCUCGGCUCUUCUGCGUCGCAGAUGCUCAAGCUCCGUGUGAAUGAAGCGCCCGAUCUACCAGAGGAAGAAGAUUACAUUUCUGAGCCAGAAGAAGAUACGCUUGCGGGCCAAAUGGCGCUCAUGCGCGGAGAGCGUGUGAAACGGGCCAAUGUGAUUGAGGAGGAGGCGUCCGGCGAUGAUACCGACAGCGACAGCAAUAGCGACAGCGACAGUGAUAGUGAUAGUGAUAGUGAUUAG
Molecule: messenger RNA, 2004 nt
Organism: Malassezia vespertilionis
Lineage: Eukaryota; Fungi; Basidiomycota; Malasseziomycetes; Malasseziales; Malasseziaceae
Gene: SEC63
Product: secretory subunit
Exons: 1
Coding region: 1-2004 (667 amino acids)
Biological process (GO): post-translational protein targeting to endoplasmic reticulum membrane; SRP-dependent cotranslational protein targeting to membrane
Cellular component (GO): Sec62/Sec63 complex
Molecular function (GO): transmembrane protein transporter activity; RNA binding
Source: RefSeq, a predicted model, not a curated record